Molecule: messenger RNA, 2118 nt
Organism: Diplodia corticola
Lineage: Eukaryota; Fungi; Ascomycota; Dothideomycetes; Botryosphaeriales; Botryosphaeriaceae
Product: shugoshin c terminal domain-containing protein
Exons: 6
Coding region: 1-2118 (705 amino acids)
Biological process (GO): meiotic chromosome segregation
Cellular component (GO): nucleus; chromosome, centromeric region
Source: RefSeq, a predicted model, not a curated record
AUGGCGCGACUCAACGAGGCCCCGCCGCCGCAGGAAACCGUCGAUCAGCUCAAGCGCCGCUUCAUCAGGCAAAACCGCGAGCUCGCAAAGAACAACUCCGCACAAUCCGUCCGCAUCCGCGCCCUAGAAAACGAGCAAGCCCGGAUCCUCGCCGAAAACCUCUCCCUGCGAGAGCAGAUCAUCAACUUGCAGACAGAGCUCGAACAAAUAAGAGGCCCCAAUGCUCUUCAGCAGAUCAGCUCUGUCAAAGAUCAGCUUGAGUCCAAGCUCCUUGAGAUAGGUAGCUUGGUUGCUGAGCUGAGUUCGAUCAACAAGCCCUCGCAUAAGGCCCGACAGUCGGAUGCGGGCCCUUCGCGAGCGGUGGAACACUUUGAAUGGAGGCGCGCAAUGAAGGAGCAGGCCGGUGAGCAGGACGACGAUGAAGUUCUGCCCACCAUCAGAGAGGAUAAACACUAUCCUCGUCGCACCCUGGAUGCUGAUGAGCUUCAUGCGGUACUGACGACUACGACCGACGAUUCACCCAACCUAGGCCCACCUCCCGUCGCCCACUUUACCGAGGAGGAUCCCAUCAAGUUUGAUCCCGAGCCAGCAAACGAGGACGCUAACAAUGACAUGGACGUGGACCAAAAGGACGAGGAAGUGCUCCCAGCCACCAUGUCAGUCAAUCUGGAGACAAGGAGGAAACGGAGGGACAGCUCCAAGCUAGACCUGAGGAAAAUGUCCGUUUUCCAGACGCCAGAGGAAGCCAACAAGGAGGACAGCAAUGAUCAAGAGCCGUCAAAAGUGGGAAGGAAACGAAAGCUCAGUGUCACCGCUGAGGAGACCAAUGGAGACGCCGGCGAUAGGGAUUAUCGCGAUGAUUUCAGAUUUAGCCGCAGAGGUGGGGACAGAGAGAACCGCCAGCCUCUUGAGCCUACCUCCAAGCAGAAUUUGAGGCUCGAUAUUCCUAUCACGACUGAUCGUAAGGCGCUGGGAGACAAAACCAACACCUCCCCGAAGAAGGUACAGAGGUCGGAUUCCAAAUCGGAUGCCAAGAAGCUUGAGAUCCCGAAGGAAGCCGCUCGCAACCGUGUGAGGGAGCGAAAGUCCAGAGCUGCAAUGAUUAACGUGGCCCCGAAGGAGACAACCGAAGUAGUUGAAACAGCAGAGAUUGAAAUCGAGGAGCCACAAGAGCAGGAGCAGCCAGAGCUUCCACCCAAGACCCCGGCCGGCCUUGAUCUCGCAUCCCCUACAUCGACAGAGCCUUCAGCAGCUCGUCAAGAGUCGAAGGACACCCCGCCUCCCGGUGACCUCGCCGCUACCAAUUCCGAGACAUCUGCAGCGGGACGCCCGUCGAGGCGCGCUCGUCCUCAAGUCAACUACGCGGAGCCGAGCCUGGUCAGCAAAAUGCGUCGGCCUACCAAGACCCUCGUUGAUGCAGUAGUGGAUAGUCGGCGUUCGUCGGAUGCACACUCUGAGCAAGGCCAAUCUGCGUCUGGCUCAGCGAAUCCGUUGCGAACUAUAGUAAUCAAGCGAGAACGGCAGGAAGAUGCAGGCUCGGCCUGGAAAACACACACUGCGUCAUCAGAGCAAACCGAACCCCACAGCCCACUUAGCAGUAAGACUGCAGCAGCUCAACUCGCAUUUGAAUCGCAAACGAAGGAGCCUGAAGACCAAGGCCUGAAGCAGGCGGAUGACAAGCCGACGUCCACAAAUGCAGGCAAAGACCUCCUAUCUAGGUCAAUCUCUGGAGCAUCGUCUCGUAGAAAGGGAGCCACGGCAAAAAGCUCAUCAACCGACUCGAUCGGUAAGGACCAUCCAGACCUCGCCAUCUUCGACUUCAACAUCACCGAUGGAUCCUCACCGUCCGACGAAAAAGACGUUCUUUCAGCAUCACGCGACCAAAACGUGGAGCAAAUAAUGAAGAGCAGCAGAGCUCUCGCAGCGAAGUCGGCAUCCCGACGUCAUUCGUCCGUGAUGUCCACAUCAACGAAGGAGAGAGGGAGCGUCAAAGAGCUCAUCCGCGGCAGCGGAAGGGAAACCGGAAAGAAGCUCGACACGGCGGAAGAGCAUGAUGGUCUGAUUGAGAUGAGAGUCGAUUUGCUUGUCGGCUCUUACGUGUACGCGAUGAGAAAAUGA